This is a messenger RNA of Lactuca sativa (garden lettuce), 1208 nucleotides long. RefSeq names its product 3-hydroxy-3-methylglutaryl-coenzyme A reductase. The record is from RefSeq and is a predicted model, not a curated record. Gene Ontology annotation, cellular component: endoplasmic reticulum membrane; peroxisomal membrane. NCBI's taxonomy places the organism in Eukaryota, Viridiplantae, Streptophyta, Magnoliopsida, Asterales, Asteraceae. Gene Ontology annotation, biological process: isoprenoid biosynthetic process; sterol biosynthetic process; coenzyme A metabolic process. Gene Ontology annotation, molecular function: hydroxymethylglutaryl-CoA reductase (NADPH) activity.
AUAUGGUCUUCAUAAUUCAAGCUAAGUGUCCUCAAGAUAAGACUCAUCUUUUGUCUCACAAGCUGCUAUUUUUCUAUAUAUAUUCACCCCAAAUCUGAUGUUAUUUCUCAUCCUCGAUCAACAACAUUCAAUCUUCUACCCUCAAUUGAAACAGUCAGUGUAAAAACAUGGGAAAUGCUCAAUUUGAUCAACAUUCAGAAGAUCAGAUGUUGAAAACAGAAAACAAAAAGAUGGUGGAUUCUCCAAAGGCUUUCGAUGCAAUCUCUAUUCCGAUGGGAAUCUUCUUUACUGUUUUCUUCUCGGUUGUUUAUUACCUUCUGAUCAGAUGGCAUGAGAAGAUCAGAAACUCCACUCCUCUCCAUGUCGUCAACAUGUCUGAAAUGGUUGCCAUCAUCACCUACUUCGCCUCAUGUAUCUACCUUCUUGGAUUCUUUGGUAUGAACUUCGUCCAGGCUACACCAUUUACAGAAACAGAGGAAGAAGACGAAGUAAAAGAAGAAACAACUCCCUGUGGUGCUUCCAUUAUUUGCGAAUCUGAUAUCGUAUCUGUAAAAGAAGUCAUGAAGAAGGAAGUGGAAACAGUAAUCGUAGCAACAGAUACAGUUGUUACUGAAGAAGAUGAAGAGGUGAUACAAGCGGUGGUUUGGAAUCGAACUCCCUAUAGGCGUUGACACGAUCGUUCAUCAGUCAACUAUUAAACUUUUCCGGAAGCAUAACAAAAGGAAAACCUUAUAGUGAAGGGGAACGUCAGUGAUAGGAGUAACACCCUUUUCUCGAGCUUCAUCGGUGUGGGGUGGGGUCGGCAGAGCUGUGUUUGUCGGCGACCAAUUGCACACGCCUUGGAGGAGUGGUGGGUGUUCUGUGUAGGAUUUGUGAUUGGAGCAGAGAUGAGCGUUAGUCAUACUGAAUUGAAGAAAACCAUCGAAAUCGGAACCUACGAAAGGAAUCACAAAUCUACGGAAUCCAUCAAAGGAAUGAAGAGAAAACGGCGAAUAACAGAACAGGAUGAAAUUGGAAGCAAAUUGAGAUAAGAAGAAAGAGGCAAGGUCAAAGGUGGUGGAGAGGAAUUGUGGCGUUAAAAUGAAAAUAACAACUUCUGUGUGGCGUUAAAAUGAGAAUAAGAACUUCCGUGUCCAAAUAUGAAAGAGAAAAAAAGUUCCUGUUCAUCAGCUUUUUAACGAUUAAUAAUAUAUAUAAUUUAUUUUCCA